AUGUCUCGAGAACGAAUUAUCGGUGAUGAUUUUUCUUCUCAUCAUCAUCCGCCUCCUUCUCAGCAACAACAACAAUCACUCGAGUUGUUGAACAAGAACGGAGGAGGAAGAGGUUUGUUAGUACUCUCCUCUUCAAGUCCUUCUCUCUCGUCGUCUUUUGUUGGAGAAGAGGACAAGAAGGUUUUAAUGAGUUCUUCUAGUAGUAGUAGUAGUAAUAGUGCACAAACAAGAAAACAUCAUCAUCAUAAACACUCACAUCAUCAUGGAGAGUCAGGAGUGGAUAACCAUCAUUCGCAUCAUCAUAGCGAUGAUGAGGAAGAGGAUAUUAUAGACCAAACUCAUCAGCUGAUAAAUACCGGAAACAACGACAACAACAACACAACCGCACGACCAAGUCUUGAACAAGAAGAACAAGAAAGUUCAUCCUCUAGCAUUGAAGUGCCCAUUCUAAAACUCGACGAUGAAACACUUCGUAAAAUCUAUUUAUCAAAAUCCAGACCUUUGUGGAAAGAGCCUGAUUUUGUAAAAUUAGUGAUCAUGAUUACAAUGGUCUUUUUAAUGUUUUUGGGAGAAAUUCAAGUUGGUAUUAUUGCGGAAUCUUUGACCUUAUUGGCUGAUGCCUUUCACAUGUUGAGCGAUGGCAUUUCUCUGGUUGUGGGAGCAGCAUGUAUUUGGUUGGCAAAGAAGAGUGCAACCAAGAAAAUGACUUAUGGAUUUGGACGUGCGGAAACUUUGGGAGGACUUAUUAAUGCAGUCUUCUUAGUGAGUGUUGUCUUGUAUGUCAUUAUGGAGAGUAUUCAACGAUUUUUCAUUCCAGAAAGAAUUGAAAAUCCUUUAUUGGUAUUGUGUGUGGGUGGAGCUGGUUUAUUGGUGAAUUUGAUUGGACUUGUCAUGUUCUGCGGUCACCAUCCUCACCCUGGUCAUGACCACGACCAUGACCACGGUCACCAUCACGGCCAUUCCCAUGGCAGCCACGACGAAGAACACCAUUCUCAUGACGAAGAAGAACAUUCACACAAACACGAUCACAGUCACGACCAUGAUCAUUCUCACGACCAUGAAUUACAGGACGUUCAUGCAUCUUCACCUCACCAAGAAAAAUCUAAAUCCUCUAAAAAACACCAUCGUUCUGAAAACAUCUUUGGUGUAUUUUUGCACAUAUUAGGUGACUUCCUAGGCUCCAUUGCAGUGAUGGUUUCUGCUGGACUCUUGAUGAUUUUCGACAAGCCAGACGAACAAGGAAAUCACACCACGAAAUGGGUACUCUAUGUUGACCCUGCUCUUAGCUUAAUUAUGAGUUGUAUUAUUCUAUUCACUGCCAUUCCAUUGCUCAAAUCGACAAGCAGAACCCUCUUGCAAUCCGUUCCAGCGAAUGUAAAUAUUACAGAUCUAAAAGAAAAAAUCAUGAAAAUUGAAGGAGUUAUCUCGUGUCAUGAGUUGCAUAUUUGGCAAUUUGUUGGAAAGAAAUCGAUUGCAAGUGUGCAUGUUUUGACAUCACAAAAUAGCAAAGGUUUCAUGAAAAUUGCUCGUCAAAUUCAAAACAUUUUCCACACGUAUGACAUUCACUCCUCGACCAUUCAACCUGAAUUCACUGGAAAUUCAAUUUCAAGAGAGAGCAGUAAUCAAGAAGAUUUAGCUCAGCCAUGUCACCUUAUUUGCACAAAGUCAUGUUAUGAACAAUUUUGCUGUACCCCUGAUGUGAUGGAUAAGAACUUUGGCGAUGCUUCGAAUAAGGUAUAG
Naegleria fowleri is the source of this 1740-nucleotide messenger RNA. RefSeq lists its product as uncharacterized. Gene Ontology annotation, molecular function: zinc ion transmembrane transporter activity. Lineage: Eukaryota; Heterolobosea; Eutetramitea; Acrasida; Naegleriidae. The coding region runs from base 1 to 1740 and encodes 579 amino acids. The record is from RefSeq and is a predicted model, not a curated record. Gene Ontology annotation, cellular component: membrane. Gene Ontology annotation, biological process: intracellular zinc ion homeostasis; zinc ion transmembrane transport. The transcript has 2 exons.